AAUUAUAGUAGUAUCAGAUUAUUAGUAUCAACAGUAUCAAUGUCAUCCAAGACACAGGAAGUGCUUCAGUCCUUCCUCUGAUCUGAUUGGCUCUAGCCGCUAUCUUUCAACCUGUUUUCUAGCUUAUCAUUGACGACCACUCUCAGCAGCGGUACCGCCUCCUGUCGGCGCAAUAUCGCCAGAAAAUAGCGGACCAUCCUAAUUCUGCGCUUAGAUUCAUCGUCCUUGUCCUGUGUGUGUGUUUAGGAGCAGCGUGUGUGAGCGUCCUGGUCGCCUCCAUCAUGCUCUGGAUGUGGAUUUAAGCGGCAGGCUGCAUAUUUGAAGCGGACAAAGUGAAAUGCAUCCCCGGAGCGCUGAACCUGCUCCAUCGCGCACACAAAGCCUGUGAAGCAGGCCGUGUUUUUCCUCCCGCUGAGCCGCCGCGCUGAUGAUGCUCAAACAUGUCGGGGAAUCAUUUCAAAGGCCACGAAGUCAGCUGCUGCAUCAAGUACUUUAUUUUUGGAUUCAACAUCCUGUUUUGGCUGCUGGGCAUGGCCUUAGUUGGAAUUGGACUGUGGGCAUGGAGUGAGAAAGGCGUUCUGUCCAACAUCUCGUCCAUCACAGACCUGGGGGGUCUAGACCCGGUCUGGCUCUUCAUGGUGGUCGGGGGGGUCAUGUUCAUUCUGGGCUUCGCCGGAUGCAUCGGAGCGUUGCGGGAAAACACCUUUUUGCUUAAGUUUUUCUCUGUGUUCCUGGGAAUCAUCUUUUUCUUGGAGUUGACGACAGGAGUCCUGGCAUUUGUCUUUAAAGACUGGAUUAAAGACCAGUUGAACCUGUUCAUCAACAAUAACAUCCGGGCGUACCGGGACGACAUCGAUCUACAGAACCUCAUCGAUUUCACUCAGGAAUAUUGGGAGUGCUGUGGUGCUUUCGGAGCAGAUGAUUGGAACCUCAACAUCUACUUUAACUGUACUGAUGGGAAUCCUAGUCGAGAAAAGUGUGGAGUCCCUUUCUCCUGCUGCACCAAGGACCCAGCGGAGGAUGUAAUAAACACUCAGUGUGGAUACGACAUCCGAGCUAAACCAGACUCAGAGCAGAAGGACUACAUCAAUGUAAAAGGCUGCGUGCCGCAGUUUGAGAAGUGGCUACAGGACAACCUCACCUUGGUGGCGGGGAUAUUCAUAGGAGUUGCACUACUGCAGAUUUUUGGGAUUUGUUUGGCCCAAAACUUAGUGAGUGACAUCGAAGCUGUGCGGGCGAGCUGGGUGCCCCCCCCUCUCUCCAUGCGUCGACUCCCACCACACUCCAGCAAGAAAGCAUCGGCUUACUACUCAUGAGACACACACACAUGCUGUAUGUGUGUUUGUAGCCGUUUCUUUACCUAAUGCUGAAGCAGCAUUUGGAUUCUAACAGCUCCAGGACUUUGAACACGCCUCCACGAACAUGUCAAGGAGCACCUGCACCAUUUUGUUCACUGAACCAGCACCUUUUUUCAAGGCACUAAUAUGUGAAAAGCUCUGUAUAUAACACUGUGUGUGACUACUGUAAAAAUCGUCGGAGAAGAUGUUUAAACAUGCACUACAUGCAGAUCGUCACGAGCUCCAGUUUUGAUAGCUACACGUAGAGGAGUAGGAGUUUUGAUACAUCUUUUUGAUAUUAGAUCAGUAUUUUUCACUGUGGAAUUAAGGCUCCAUUGCUAAACCCAUCAUAUUAUGUAGGACUGUGAAAUAGUUGUAUACAAGAAACUGAGGAUGUGCUUGUUUUAAAGUUCAGCGCUUGCUUUUCCACCACUCAGUCACAAAACUUGCACUGGUUUUGUACUAAAGCAGGAUGUCUUUUUUUCUCAAAAUAAUAUUUUAGGAUGUUUGUGUAUUUCAGCAGAUUGCAGGACUUUUUCAUUUAAUUAACCACAAGAAUUGUUUCUGCUCACUGAACAUUCUGCUUUAUCAGCCAACUUAAAAAGAGAAGUCUCAUUGUUCCACUAACAAUGAAUUUUAAUUACCGUUGGGUGGAACAUAUACUCUUGACUGUCAAACAGCAGUGUGGAUAAGUGUGUGUACUGUUGUGAUGGAAGAGAUGAGCUAAAUAUUCUAACUCAUGCAGAGUAAAAGAGGAAAUGACUACAAAGGACUUUAACUAUUUAGCAUAAUGAGUUAUUACUCAGAUAAUGGACUAAAAGGGAUCACAGUUAAUUAAGUGAUGGAAUAUAUUAUUUCCUAUUAUUGACUGAGGAAAAAUUUCACUACUUCUAUGUAGCUCAACUGUGCUACAAAUUCUGAGCAACACAGUUGUAUGUUUACUGAUUUAAAUCAAACUUUUUAAAACAUAGGUUUGAAUGUUUUUAAGUAUAUCUUGAAUCUGCAAAACUCAUGAAAUAUACAUUGAAAGAGUUAUUGGUAGUUGUAAUUGUUUCUCCUGUCCAUACUGGCUGUAAUGUGAUACCUGUAUAGAGCAACUACACUGUAAAAAAAACAAAAAAAAAAACAGGGACAAGAUCUACAAACCCUCGAGCCAUUAUGAGGACAUAUCCGUAAAACUGUCUGAGAAAACCCAAAGAGGGAAUUUCAUACGAAAAAGACAGUAACAUUGUAAAAAUACUCUUGAUUUAACUUCGACAGAACUGAAGAGUGUAUUUUUGACCAGAAUAAGGAAUUGAUUUUGUUCCCUUUUUUUUUUUUUUUUUUUUAACACUGGAGUUGUGCUACAAAGGCAUCGCAAGGCCAGUAUGAACAUCAGGGACAUUUGUACAGAAUGUGAGUAUUGUAUUAAGAUAGACUUGGAAGAAAUCCAAACCAAUUGUUUAAAUAUAAAAUGGAUUGAAGGGAUGAAGAGAAACAUGAAUUAUUUGAUUUCUCAAAGUUAAAAAAGAUAGAUUAGUUUAUUAGUAAUGAAACUCUGACUUCAAAUUGGCAUUAUUAUUGAGCAAAAGUGAUACACAGUUCUAAUCACAUUGUCUGCCUCAUAAAGAGGUCAUUGUAAUUCUUAGUUACCAUGACAGUCCUGAAGGCUUGUAAAAUGAUUCCCUGAAUUCCCAUCUUUUUAAACAUUUUUAGAGAAAAAGUCUGGAUAAGUGUUAAAAAAAACAAACAAAAAAAAAACUGUUCAAGUCCUGAUAAACAACUACAAAAUUUAUCUAGCUGUACACCCAGUGUCAUUUCAUUUCAUGUUGUGGUUAUUGCCUUCACCAAGGAGGUUAUAUUUUAGCAGGAUAACUCAAAAACUUACCAGGUUUCAGUGACGUCUGGUGGAAAGUUAGAAUAUAGGCCAAGGAACAAGUCAUUUCGUUGGCAGGGAUCCAGUAAUUUUUAAGGAUUUCCUCAUAUUGUGAGAUCAGCAUUUUCAUACAUUUUCGCUGUUGUCUCUUAUUUGAAUGAAAAUAACCCUGGCACAUAUAUCCUGUGACUGUCUUUCACCAUGUGUAUUUUGAUGCAGAUCUGAUAGGUAUACACUGGAUUUCAAAACGGAAAGUGUUGGUUUUACUGUUUAUUUUGAAGGUUAAAGUGAUACCUGCUUAAAGCAUGAAUCACUCAAGUAUUUGCAGUAUAAGUAUUGUAGUCAGUCUGCUCAGAUUGAUACUGCGGAGCUCAGGUGGGACAUGUUUUGAAAAAAAUCUAUGUGUUUAGUGAUUUAAAAAUGGAUCAACACUGUUUUUGAUCAUUUAUACUUAUGAUUUGGUUCCCUGGUGCAUUGCAAAAACAUUCAGUACUGAAACUGCUGAAGCUGACUUGUCACUUUACACUCUACACUGUACAGUGAAUGUGCCAGGUUUUGGAAGUGCUCUGGUGAAGUAUUCUGCAGUCCUGCUGUAUAGGCCUCUCACUCAUCACUACCUGCAUCACUUCCAUGGAUUGUUUAAAUCACAGUAUGUCCCACAAACAUUGUAAUGUAACUACCUCCUCUCAUUUUCUUGUCUCCUGUCCUGUUAAAAAUUGACUGGUUUUAAUAUCAAGUAAAAUUAACUAAUAAAGGUGACAAAAACAUUGAA
Molecule: messenger RNA, 3964 nt
Organism: Thunnus maccoyii (southern bluefin tuna)
Lineage: Eukaryota; Metazoa; Chordata; Actinopteri; Scombriformes; Scombridae
Gene: tspan5a
Product: tetraspanin 5a
Exons: 11
Coding region: 441-1316 (291 amino acids)
Biological process (GO): protein maturation; regulation of vascular endothelial growth factor signaling pathway; protein localization to plasma membrane
Cellular component (GO): membrane
Source: RefSeq, a predicted model, not a curated record